Molecule: messenger RNA, 3381 nt
Organism: Gopherus evgoodei (Goodes thornscrub tortoise)
Lineage: Eukaryota; Metazoa; Chordata; Testudines; Testudinidae
Gene: MEIS1
Product: Meis homeobox 1
Exons: 12
Coding region: 785-2182 (465 amino acids)
Biological process (GO): hemopoiesis; eye development; brain development
Molecular function (GO): RNA polymerase II cis-regulatory region sequence-specific DNA binding; DNA-binding transcription activator activity, RNA polymerase II-specific
Source: RefSeq, a predicted model, not a curated record
CGAGUUGAUGCAGCCCAGUGCAUUGUGUAAGACGCGACCUGUUAUGGCCACCACUACUUCCGGGUUCCAGCAUUCUGGUCCAAAUCCACCUCUCCGCCUGUGCAACACACACUUUACACACGCACGGGGGACUUGCAGCAGGCAGCAUCGAUCGUGGCUCCUUUAAGACAAACUCAGACAGACAUUUUUAACCCUCUUCCUCUAGCCUCUCCCGCUGCAAAGGGGGAAAGGGAGCGCGCGAGCGAGAUCUGGUUAGGAAUUAGGACUGAUUCAAGAGCAAGCCAGCGCUUAGACCUCCGUGCAUUUGAAUAUUAACAUUUGAGGUGUCCAGAGCACUGGAAGUACACACAGCGGAUCAUCAUCAUUCAUUCACCACCUUGACAACCUCGCCUUUGAUUGACAGCUGGAGUGGCAAAAAGCCAUGAGACUUGGUAGUUGGGUUUGAGGGGCACUUUUUUUUUUAACCAAAAAAAAAAAACUGAUUUGGGGAAAGGAUAUUUGCUUUCUCCCCGCUGCUGUCUUGGAAACGAAAGAGGGAGAGUGAGAGAAAGAAAGAAAGAGAAGGAGCGCGAGUCUCUCUCUUUUUUUUUAAUGCUGAAUUAUUGUAUCGUUGCUUUGAGAUCCAGUAAGCUGAAGAUUUUCCUCGAUUGCUCAUAUUGCUGGCGACUCUAAGGGAUUUUUGCAUUUUGGGGGGUUUGGGGGAGAGUUUGCGUUUGUUUCUUUUCACACUGGCCUUAAAGAGGAUAUAUUAGAAGUUGAAGUAGGAAGGGAGCAAGCCAGGCCGAUGGCGCAAAGGUACGACGAUUUACCCCAUUACGGUGGGAUGGAUGGAGUAGGGAUCCCCACCACCAUGUAUGGGGAUCCUCACGCCGCCAGAUCCAUGCAGCCUGUUCACCAUCUGAAUCACGGUCCUCCGCUGCAUUCUCAUCAAUACCCGCAUACUGCUCACACCAACGCCAUGCCUCCCAGUAUGGGUUCCUCUGUCAAUGACGCUUUAAAGAGAGAUAAAGAUGCCAUUUAUGGACACCCCCUGUUCCCUCUUUUAGCACUGAUUUUUGAGAAAUGUGAAUUAGCUACAUGCACUCCCCGGGAGCCCGGGGUAGCGGGAGGCGAUGUUUGCUCCUCAGAGUCUUUCAAUGAAGACAUAGCAGUGUUCGCCAAACAGAUCCGAGCAGAAAAACCCCUAUUUUCCUCUAAUCCUGAACUGGAUAACUUGAUGAUUCAAGCCAUACAAGUAUUAAGGUUUCAUCUAUUGGAAUUAGAGAAGGUACACGAAUUAUGUGACAAUUUCUGCCACCGGUAUAUUAGCUGUUUGAAAGGAAAAAUGCCAAUCGAUUUGGUGAUAGACGAUAGAGAAGGCGGAUCAAAAUCAGACAGUGAAGACAUAACAAGAUCAGCAAAUCUAACAGAUCAGCCUUCCUGGAAUAGAGAUCAUGAUGACACAGCAUCCACGCGAUCUGGAGGAACACCAGGGCCCUCCAGUGGGGGGCAUACAUCACACAGUGGCGACAACAGCAGUGAACAAGGUGACGGCUUGGACAACAGUGUAGCUUCCCCCAGCACAGGUGAUGAUGAUGAUCCAGAUAAGGACAAAAAGCGACAUAAAAAGCGUGGCAUCUUUCCCAAAGUAGCCACAAAUAUCAUGAGGGCAUGGCUGUUCCAGCAUCUAACACACCCGUACCCUUCAGAAGAACAGAAAAAGCAGUUGGCACAAGACACAGGGCUCACUAUACUUCAGGUGAACAAUUGGUUUAUUAAUGCUAGAAGAAGAAUAGUUCAGCCCAUGAUAGACCAGUCCAAUCGAGCAGUUAGUCAAGGAACACCUUAUAACCCAGAUGGACAGCCAAUGGGAGGUUUUGUGAUGGAUGGUCAGCAACAUAUGGGAAUCAGAGCACCAGGGUUGCAAAAUAUGCCAGGGGAUUAUGUGUCUCGGGGUAGUCCAAUGGGUAUGAAUAUGGGACAGCCAAGUUAUACCCCUCCCCAGAUGCCCCCACAUCCUGCUCAGCUGCGUCAUGGGCCCCCCAUGCAUACCUACAUUCCUGGACACCCUCACCACCCAGCAAUGAUGAUGCAUGGAGGACCACCCCACCCUGGAAUGCCAAUGUCAGCAUCUAGCCCCACAAUGCUUAAUACAGGAGACCCAGCAAUGAGUGGACAAGUGAUGGACAUUCAUGCUCAGUAGCUUAAGGGAAUAUGCAUUGUCUACAACAAUGAUAGACUUCAAAUAUUGUCUUUCUGCAAUGACUAUGGAGUUCCAUUCUUGGCAUCUACUUUGGACCAAGGAACAAUCCUAUUCUUCCGAGGGACCCUGGAAAGCAGGAAACACCAUCUGAAGUCAACUUCUGGGGACACGCUAAAUAACGAUCUAAGACACGAAGAGAACAAAGAGUGAAAUAUUGUAAAAUGCUAUUAUACUGUUAUCCAUAUUACGUUGUUUCUUAUAGAUUUUUUUAAAAAAAUGUGAAAUUUUUCCACACUAUGUGUGUUGUUUCCAUAGCUCUUCACUUCCUCCAGAAGCCUCCUUAUGUUAAAAAGCCUUACAGUUAUCCUGCAAAUGACAGAAAGGGCUUAUUUGCAGGAUUUUUAGAACAUUAAAAUAACUAUGUCAGGCAGAAGAAUCUUUCUUCUAUCCUAGGAUUUCAGCCAUGCACACACACACACACACACACUCUAGCCUGGGGCGUGAAUUUGCAUGUCUAAUUCAUUUACUCACCAUAUUUGAAUUGGUCUGAACAGAUGUAAAUCGGGGAGGAUGGGAAAAACUGCAGUCAUCAACAAUGAUUAAUCAGCUGUUGCAGGCAGUGUCUUAAGGAGACUGGUAGGAGGAAGCAUGGAAACCAAAAGGCAGUGUAUUUGAAGCCUAAUUGUCACAUCAGAGCAUCAUUGUCCCCAUUCAGCCACACUUAUACAUCACUUCCUGUUUUAUGCAGCUCAAAACAUGGAACUGAAGAUUUAUUUUUAAUAUGUUGACUUUAUUUCUGGGCAAAGCAUCAGUCAUGUGCAUUUUUCCAUAGUCCCAUCAUGGAGCGUUAAUGUAUACAUUGUAAAUAAAUUUUGUGCAAAAAGGACUGGAAAAAUGAACUGUAUUAUUGCAAUUUUUUGUAAAAGUAGCAGUUUGGUAUGAGUUGGCAUGCAUACAGAUUUACUAAGUGGGAUAAGCUAAUUAUACUUUUUGUUGUGGUUAAACAAAUGCUUGUUGAUAGCCUUUUUCUAUCAAGAAACCAAGGAGUUAAUUAUUAUUAAUAAUAAUCAAUGCACACUGAGUCUUAGAGUUUCUGAUUGAAACAGUUUGGAUUGUAUAAUAACUCAAAGCCCAGUUGUAGUAGUUUGAGUGCAGUAAUGAAAUCUGAAUCUAAAAUAAAAACAAAUUAUUUUUUGUCA